Messenger RNA from Sphaerodactylus townsendi, 2361 nucleotides. It is a transcript of the gene CPNE9, whose product is annotated as copine family member 9. NCBI's taxonomy places the organism in Eukaryota, Metazoa, Chordata, Lepidosauria, Squamata, Sphaerodactylidae. The transcript is spliced from 22 exons. The record is from RefSeq and is a predicted model, not a curated record. Gene Ontology annotation, molecular function: calcium-dependent phospholipid binding. Gene Ontology annotation, biological process: cellular response to calcium ion. Gene Ontology annotation, cellular component: plasma membrane. Bases 1 to 1953 code for a protein of 650 amino acids.
AUGGGCAGUGGCCGGAGCCUUCGGUCAGAAAUGCUUGAGGUUGUGAGAGUUCUUGAAGUAAUGUCUCUCAAAGGGUCCUCUCCGCCCCGCAUCGGUCUGGCAGAGGAGGGCGCAGCGGGGGCCAGGCGAGCGGCUCCCCCGCCCCCCUCCCUCCCUCCCUCUCCUGUGCUAUAUGGCGCCCUCCCUCCCCCACUCGGGUCCCUCCCCCAGCAUCCACACGUGCUGCCACCUGGAGCCGGAGCGGACGCGGCCGGACGGAGCGCGCCAGAGCGCCUCGGAGCUCCCCUCUUCCUCCCCGCCCCAUGGCGCGCGCCCCUCUUCGCCCCUAACGCUGUCCGAGCCCAGCGGGGAUCAUGGCAUCGCAGGGAGACCUGGAGCCCGCGCCUUCCCGAGUGCCCGCCACCAAGGUGGAGCUCACCGUGUCGUGCAGUUGUGAUUCUCUACGUCCAAGGAAACGUGGACAAGGAAUGGCGUGAAUUUGGCCGCACGGAAGUGAUUGACAACACCCUGAACCCAGACUUUGUCCGCAAGUUUAUGCUCGACUAUUACUUUGAGGAGAAGCAGAACCUGCGUUUUGACGUUUACAACGUGGACUCCAAGACCUGCAACAUCUCCAAGCAUAAGGACUUCCUAGGACAAGCCUACGUGGCACUGGGGGAGGUGAUCGGCUCCUUAAGAGGGCGCCUGGAGCGGACACUCACGGGGGUCCCAGGAAAAAAGUGUGGUACCAUCGUGUUUUCUGCCGAAGAGCUCAGCAAUUGUCGGGACAUUGUCACCAUGCAACUGUGCGCCAACAAGCUUGACAAGAAAGAUUUCUUCGGCAAAUCCGACCCCUUCCUUGUUUUCUACCGCAGCAACGAGGAUGGCACGUUCACCAUCUGCCACAAGACAGAGGUGGUGAAGAACAACCUGAACCCUGUGUGGCAGCCGUUCUCCAUCCCCGUGCGUGCCCUGUGCAACGGGGACUAUGACAGGACAGUGAAAAUUGACGUGUACGACUGGGACCGAGACGGCAGCCACGAUUUCAUUGGAGAGUUUGCGACAAGCUACAGGGAGCUCUCUCGUGCCCAGAGCCAGUUCACUGUAUACGAGGUUUUGAAUCCUAGGAAGAAAUGCAAGAAAAAGAAAUACGUUAACUCGGGAACUGUGACCCUUCUGUCGUUUGCGGUGCAGUCCGAAUUCACCUUUGUCGAUUAUAUUCGAGGCGGGACACAGUUGAAUUUCACGGUUGCCAUUGAUUUCACGGCCUCCAACGGAAACCCCUCCCAGCCCACCUCCCUUCACUACAUGAGCCCGUACCAACUCAGCUCCUAUGCCAUGGCGCUGAAGGCAGUUGGCGAGAUCAUCCAGGAUUACGACAGCGACAAACUCUUCCCUGCCUACGGCUUUGGAGCCAAAAUCCCACCAGAUGGCAAGGUGUCCCACCAGUUCCCUUUGAACAACAAUCCGGAUAACCCCAGCUGCGAGGGCAUUGAAGGAGUGCUGGAAUCCUAUUUCCAAAGUUUGCGGACGGUACAGCUGUAUGGGCCCACCAACUUUGCGCCUGUCAUCAACCAGGUUGCCCAGUCAGCUGGUGAGGUUAGCGAUGGGUCCCAGUAUUACGUCCUCCUCAUCAUCACCGACGGGGUCAUCUCUGACAUGACGCCAACGAAGGAAGCCAUUGUGGCUGCCUCUUCUUUGCCCAUGUCCAUCAUCAUCGUGGGAGUCGGCCCAGCUGAUUUUUUGGCCAUGGAAGAGCUGGACGGAGAUGAGGUGCGAGUCUCCUCCAAGGGGCGCUACGCCGAGAGAGACAUUGUGCAGUUUGUGCCCUUCCGGGACUACAUUGACCACUCAGGGAACCAAGUGUUAAGCAUGGCACGCCUGGCCAAGGAUGUGUUAGGCGAAGUCCCCGAGCAGCUCCUCUCCUACAUGAAGAUGUACGACAUCAAGCCCCUUUCCUCCAGUUCACAGUAGCUCCGCCCUCUGCGCAGCCUGAGCCAAUGGAAUGCUUCUGCUCCAGCCGGGACUGAGAUAACCCUUACCAGUUGGGCAACAUGGGCUGUUUCCACUCCAGAGUUGGCUAGAUCCUGGGGGAGGGGGGUUUCUCUGCGGGGGGGCAAGUAGGCUACAGACUGCAUGCCUUGCACACGGGCCGAAACACCAGCACAGAAAGCAUGAGCCCAGCCAGAAUCGCCAAGGGAAGACGCCACAAAGCAGCUCCAGCAAGGGAUGUGAGUGGAUGGGAAGGAAGGCUGGUCGGACCCAGGCCUUUUGCUGGGGCCCGGAGGUGGUGUUUCCGUCAGGCCGCAUUUGCUAAAUAAGGUGCCAUUUAGCUCUGUUCUGCCUGGAUAUUGACAAUAAAACCAUCCUUGGUCCCAGGAA